ACAUUUCACAACCAAGAAUCACCAAACACAACAACAAAAAAAUUGAAUCUGUGGGGGGGGGGGGGGGGGGGGAAGAAAAUUCAGAAUCCAGCUGAUUGAUCAUAUCAUUGCGACAAUGACGGAGGAGGUUUCGUGUUGUCCGCCAAUCUCUCGAUUCAUUCUCGAAAGGUAUUAUCUGGGCUCGAUCUCUUCUUACUAGGCUUGUUGCUGUUGCUGUUGUGAUAGUUGGAUGUCAUUGGAGAAAGGAGGAAACUUUCAGUUCAAAUGUAUAUUUCACGGAUUGGUUUGAGUCGGAGUUUCCCGCCGUUUUCUGGGGGCUAUAGUGAAAUUCUAGGGUUAGGGUUGGACAUCGUCUUUCUCUAGCGUCUUCUCCAAGAUUGCAAUUAGGGAUCUCAUGGCUAAUUGGGAGAUCUGGGAUUUAGGAGAUUGAUCCAAUUCAAAUCAGAACCGGUUUUUGUGAAAUGAAAGGCUCGAUUCUCACUGUUUUGUCAAUGGAGAAUCAUCAUCAUCACCCUUCAACGCACUUAUCCAUGGAUUCCAGUGUCUCCUCCUCUCACGAAGAACUCGAUCUCGAGAUGAUGAACAACGGUAACCGCCAAAUCACUCUUUACAAUCCACCAGACAUCAACCUCCCCUUGUCUGUAGGACGAACCUCCAUGUCGUGGAACUUGGAUUCUUGCGAUAACAUUUUAGACGUUGGCCUCAGCUCGCAUGUCUACGAGACCACCGAGACGUUCCUCAACGUGGUGGCUCCGAGUAAAGUCAGUAAAAAAUGCUUGAAACGAGGGGAUAGCAUGUGGGGAGCUUGGUUCUUCUUCAGCUUCUACUUCAGACCGGCGCUGAACGACAAGUCAAAGUCAAAGGUCGUUAGAGAAGCUGGAGGAGGAGGAGGGUGUUUUACAGGGUUUGAUAAAUCUGAUCUCAAGCUCGAUGUGUUUCUCGUUCAGCACGAUAUGGAGAACAUGUACAUGUGGGCUUUCAAGGAUAAGCCUGAGAACGCGCUCGGGAAAAUGCAGCUGAGGAGCUACAUGAACGGGCACUCUCGUCAGGGGGAGCGUCCGUUUCCAUUUAGCGCAGAGAGAGGGUUUGUUCGGUCUCACAGGAUGCAGAGGAAGCAUUACAGGGGGCUCUCUAACCCUCAGUGUCUUCACGGGAUCGAGUUUGUGGCGUCGCCGAGUCUCUUGUGUGUUAGUGAAGAAGAUAAGAAGAGGUGGAUGGAGCUAACUGGUCGAGAUUUGAAGUUCACUAUCCCUCCUGACGCUAGUGAUUUCGGUUCGUGGAGAAACCUUCCCAACACGGAGUUUGAGCUGCCUCAUGUUGCGAAACCGGGUUUGAGUAACGGUAAGAAGAUUCUUAAUGGUUCGGGGUUGCAUUUGACGAGCAACGCUUCUUUCAGCAGCAAUGGUGACUCAUCAGAAGGAGGCAACAACAGUAAGAAGAGGAAAGAGUUCUUAUCUCCAGGAAGCAGCGAAGAAGAAUGUUGCUUGACUGUGAACAACGUCGAGACCCACCAGCCUGGUUGGGUAAAGGACUUCACUGGAGUGAUGAAGAACGUUCACGGGCCCGCAACUGCGGCCAAGACCAUCUACGAAGACGAAGAAGCUUACCUGGUCGUGGUUACUUUACCAUUUGUGGAUUUGAACAGCGUGAAAGUCUCAUGGAGGAACAGCAUCACGAACGGGAUCGUGAAGGUCACGGGGUCAAGCACGUCGAGGGCUCCUUUGGUGAAGAGGAGGGAGCGUACUUUCAAGCUGGUUGAUCAGACGGCUGAGCAUUGUCCUCCAGGGGAGUUCAUGAGGGAGAUACAGUUGCCGAAUAGGAUACCGGAAGAAGCCAACAUUGAAGCGUAUUUUGAUGGGACAGGACCGGUUCUAGAGAUCCUGGUGCCGAAGCUGAGGGGAGGAGUGGAGGAAGAACACGAGGUUAGGGUUUGUCUAAGGCCACACCACCUCGGAGGGGUUAGUGAGCUCAAGUUGACGUGAUGAAAAGGUGUAACCAUGUUUUUUUAUGUAUCUGUAGUAAAGCAUUUUGUACAUUGGGAAAAUAAGCCAAAGCAAAAGUGCAAAUCCUAAGUGUAACCUAUUGAGAUUUUCUUUUAUUUCUUUUUGGUGUCAGUGUAACUUUUUCAGUUAUAUUUUCUUAGGAUCUGUAA
Molecule: messenger RNA, 2152 nt
Organism: Brassica rapa (field mustard)
Lineage: Eukaryota; Viridiplantae; Streptophyta; Magnoliopsida; Brassicales; Brassicaceae
Source: RefSeq, a predicted model, not a curated record